AUGUCAUUCAACGACCUCGAACGCGGCUCUUCCUCUCGUCGGAGUGGCCCUGGUGGUGGCGGUGGAGGCAGUGGAGGCGGUGGGUCUCGCAAAACGCCUCUACCUCUAUAUCGCGAUGAAGUCUCCAACUCUCUCCCGCCCGAGUUCGAGAAGUUGACCAACAAGAUUGGCAUCCAGAUCUUCAAGAUCAAUUCCAACGUCACGGCGAUCCAAAAACUCGUUUCGCUCUCAUCGUCCAACAACACUUCUGCCAAAGCGGCGGCGCAGGAUUGGAGUAAACGCAUCAACGACUUGAUAGAGACCACGCGCGAGCUCGUCAAAGAUGCUACCACCGACAUCAAGCAGCUCUCGACCUUCCCGCUUGGUCCCGCGAAUGGCGCUGCCAAACUCACGCAGGGCAAGCUGCAGCGCGAUUUCCAGACGGCAGCUCUGCAAUUUCAACGCGUACAAAAGGAGGCUGUCGCAUCCACGCGCGCAAAGCUGGAACAGGACAAGCAAAAGGAGCGACAGAUGCUCAAGUCGCGCAACUCGCAGCAGCUGCUCAUUGACGCCGAAGAGUCGGAUCGUACGUCCCCCUCGAGUGGUGCUGAGGGUGGCCUGCAAGCUGAAGCGCUCGACUUGGUACCCGAGGGCCCCACCCAAGCGGAUCUCGAGUACCAGGAGUCGCUCAUCACUUCGCGUGAGGCCGAGAUCCGCGAGAUCGAGUCCGGUGUCCAGGAGCUCAACGAGAUCUUCCGCGAUCUAGGCAACAUUGUGCAGGAGCAGGGCGGCAUGAUCGACAACAUCGAGUUCAACAUCAACUCGAUCGCUGACAACACUGCGGGCGCAGAUCGAGAGCUAGUGGUGGCACACGAGUAUCAGAGGAGGGCGGGGAGGAGAUGCAUUGUCCUCUUGUUGGUGGUUGGAUUUGUUGUGGCGAUCGUGGUGCUAGCCAUCCUCGGCUAG
Messenger RNA from Sporisorium graminicola, 945 nucleotides. RefSeq lists its product as uncharacterized. Gene Ontology annotation, biological process: Golgi to vacuole transport; vesicle fusion; intracellular protein transport. The transcript has a single exon. Gene Ontology annotation, cellular component: SNARE complex; endomembrane system; membrane. The record is from RefSeq and is a predicted model, not a curated record. The coding region runs from base 1 to 945 and encodes 314 amino acids. Lineage: Eukaryota; Fungi; Basidiomycota; Ustilaginomycetes; Ustilaginales; Ustilaginaceae. Gene Ontology annotation, molecular function: SNAP receptor activity; SNARE binding.